AUGGCAACUCGUGAUCGCAGUCGCUUAUCAACUCCAGCAGCUCAAAGUGAUUUACCUAUCGACCCUUCGCCUGCAGUUCAAUCGACUUCGUCUUCAGAUAGGUUAAGAUGUGGUAGUCCAACUAAAUCGUGUAAAACGUCGAAAGAAGACUUUAUUACUACAAGCCCUCAACCAUUUCGAUUUAAAACGGCUAGCAGAGCGAAUCAAAAGAUGCACAAUAUAGCCAAAAAAAUUUAUCAAAGCAACAACAAUAAUAGCAGCAUUAGCGAUUGUGUUUCAAAUACUCGAGCAUAUUCUGCAUUGGAGUUAAGAAGUGCUGCAGCCGGAAGAUCUAAUUUAGCAGCCUUAUUACGAGCAGAGUCAGUAAAAAGGAAAUUCGAAAUGGAAGCGGCAAAGAGUUUGGCUGAGCAACGACGGCGAAUUGAGCUAAGACAACGGGAUCGUAUACUCAGAUCUAAGCCUGCCUGGCACCUGGUUAAAAACAAUCACGAAGAAGAGAUAGCAAUUCGGUUACAGACUCGGCGUGACGAGGAGAGAAUGCGUCGGGAGGAAUUCCUGCAUGAGAUGGAAUUGAUGUAUGGAAGAGUUCAGCAGCAGCCGCUUCUAUUUGAAAGAUACUACGCACCUCGUUCUUAUUCACCGGGUGUGAGCAUUCAAUUAUCACCAAGGAAAUGCUCAAACAAUAAACGAUCCAGUCGACGAAACCGAAGAUAUCAAAUGACCACACCAAGCGAUGGUUGUGAUAGUGAUGAGCAAAAGUGUAUCGAUAAAAUUGAGAAAGAUAAAUUGUUUGAGAAUUGCAUGUAA
Parnassius apollo (apollo) is the source of this 807-nucleotide messenger RNA. The record is from the annotation of a GenBank genome assembly. Lineage: Eukaryota; Metazoa; Arthropoda; Insecta; Lepidoptera; Papilionidae.